GCACGGCGACGGACGGGCGGGCGGGGCCUGGCGGCCCGCGCGCCCUGGCGGAGCUCGGCGGGCGGUGGGCGGAGCCGCGGGCUCGCGCGGCGGAGAGCGGCUCGCCCCCUCCCCCAGUUCUGAGGGAAGCAAUGAGACUGAAAAUUCCAAAUCUUCAAACUAGAUCUUUCCACACUUUAACGACAAUACACCAAUGCCAAAGCUUUAAUAAAACUGGACAUCUGCUAUUAAAGCUGAAUAAUAAAGUUGACAGAACAUCUGACAGAAGAGCAAAGUCUUGGGAUUCGUAUGCUCUGAAAACUGCAUUCCCUUGUUUGACAAGUCGGUAUGUGCAAGUCAAGAAUUGGCAGCUGCACUGGGGAAAUGUAUCGGCUUUGGGAAAAAAUGCUUGCUUUUGGAAUGAGGAGGGUUUUUUUCCAUCCUGGAAACAUUUUGGUGUGGCAACGAUGGAAAACUACAAGUUCAGUACAGAGCAUAUUACAAAGCUAAGGAACAUAUCAUCAAGAUUUUACACAGUUGUAUCAGCUGGCAAAAUUAUUCCAAAACACAAUAGCCAGCCAGUUAAGAGGCCACCGAAGGCACCAAGGACUAAGCAACCAUCCAGAACUAACCAGCCACUACUGUCAGACAUGCAGAAUCUGAUGCAGUGCACAGCCUUUGCAACAGCAGAUGAAUAUCAUCUUGGUAAUCUGUGUCAUGACCUGACUUCACAUGGAUAUGUUGAAAUAACAAGUUUGCCUAGAGAUGCUGCAAAUGUUUUGGUGAUGGGUACUGAGAAAUCUGCAAAAGAUGAUGAUCCUGGCAUGAUUUUUUUCUUCAGGGAAGGUGCUGUUGUGUUUUGGAAUGUGGAAGAGAAAAGUAUGAAGAGUGUCAUGCAAGUGCUAGAACAGCAUGAAAUUCAGCCAUAUGAAGUUGCACUGGUCCACUGGGAGAAUGAAGAGAUCAACUAUAGAAUAGGAGAAGGGCAGUCAAAGCUUCAUAAAGGAGAAAUCUUGUUAAAUUCUGAGCUGGAUAGUGAUGAAGUUGUUCUGCAGAAAUUUGCUUUUUCAAAUGCCCUUUGUCUUUCUGUAAAGCUGGCUAUUUGGGAAUCAUUAUUGGAUAACUUUGUGGAAUCCAUCCAGUCAAUUCCUGAGAUACUGAAGUCACGACGGAAGGUAAAACUCUCUCAUGCAGAUGUAAUGCAGAAAAUUGGAGAACUUUUUGCUUUAAGGCACCGUAUAAAUCUGAGUUCAGACCUACUAAUAACACCCGACUUCUACUGGGACAGAGAAAAACUUGAAGAACUUUAUGACAAGACGUGCCAGUUCCUCAACAUUAAUCGCAGAGUUAAGGUAAUGAAUGAGAAGCUUCAGCACUGCAUGGAGCUGACAGACCUGAUGCGAAAUCACCUGAAUGAAAAGCACGCUCUGCGCCUCGAGUGGAUGAUAGUGAUACUCAUCACCAUAGAGGUUCUGUUUGAACUCGCAAGGGUAGUUUUCUGAUGACAGAAGAAACUCGGGAAGAAGAAAACUGACAAAUUCAUAUGGCCCAGAAAAUUACUGUCUAUGGUAUGCUUCUGGAAAACAGUGGAAUCAUGGCUCUUGAUAGAUACAUACAUCUUCU
This is a messenger RNA of Pezoporus flaviventris, 1602 nucleotides long. RefSeq names its product required for meiotic nuclear division 1 homolog (gene RMND1). Lineage: Eukaryota; Metazoa; Chordata; Aves; Psittaciformes; Psittacidae. The record is from RefSeq and is a predicted model, not a curated record. Gene Ontology annotation, biological process: positive regulation of mitochondrial translation. The transcript has 12 exons. The coding region runs from base 132 to 1481 and encodes 449 amino acids.